AUGGCGCUGCUGCGGGCGGCCGCGCUGCCCGCCGAGGGCUGCCCGGCCUGGCUGCCCACGCACGUCCAGGUGACGGUGGUGCGGGCCCGCGGGCUGCGCUGCAAGGGCGGCGGCAAAGGCAAGGCGGGCGGCAGCGACGCGUACACCGUGAUCCAGCUGGGCCGCGAGAAGUACAGCACCUCGGUGGCCGAGAAGAGCGGCGGCAGCCCCGAGUGGAGGGAGGAAUGCGCCUUCGAGCUGCCGCCCGAGCCCGGGGCCUGCCCGGGGCUGCUGCUCACCGUGAUGCACCGGGCGCUCGUGGGCAUGGACCGGUUCCUGGGCCAGGCCCUGGUGGCCCUGGAGCCCGCCCGGCAGCGCGGCCGCGAGCCCGACGAGCGGUGGCACAAGCUGCACUCCAAGGCGGGGAAGAAGGAGAAGGAGCGGGGUGAGAUCCUGGUGAGCAUCCAGUUCACGCGGAACAGCCUCACGGCCAGCAUGUUCGACCUGUCGGCCAAGGACAAGGCGCGCUCGCCCUUCGGCAGGCUGAGGGACAAGGUGGCAGGCAAGAAGAAGUACGAGCUGGAGUCGGCCUCUGCCAUCAUCCCCAGCAGCGUGGGGGCCCUGGACAUGGAGGACGACUUCGAGCUGGGGGGCAAGAAGUCCAAACUCAAGGGCUUCUUCCUGAAGAGCAAGCUGCGCAAGUCGUCCCUGACGCAGUCCAGCACCUCCCUGGGCUCCGACAGCACCGUGUCCUCAGCCAGCCUGAGCGUCCCCGAGGUGCCCAAAUCCCCCAGCAGACACGGCAGCCUGUCCGCAGAGCACUCUGGUAAGAGGAUCAGGGAUAAUCCCCCCAGGGCUCCCCUGCCUCCCUCUGCCAGGGACCGCUGCGGCCUCCUCGCAGCUCUGGGCACCGCCUGCUUACCCAGCACAGAAUCAGGAAUUGUGCAGCUGGUUGUUCCAGCUCCGGGGAUGUGGAAUGUGGGACCAGGAGUGUGCAAUUGGUGCAAGGUAGGAGAUGAGGGUGGCCUCAGCCGCCGUGCGUCUGUCCCCGCAGGGAAGGAGCUGCCGGCCUCGCCGAAGCUGACCCACAAGAGAGCGUUCAGCGAGGACGAGUCCCGGGCCAGCCCCGCCGGAGCCCCGCCGAGCCCCGGGCCGGGCCGCGAGCCCGCGUCCCGCUCGUCCCGCUCGUCGCUGUGCGUCAACGGCAGCCACGUGUACGGCGAGGAGGCGGCGGCGCCCCGCAACCCGCCCGUGCCCCGCCGCCAGGAGCAGCCCUGCGCCCGAGCCCCGCUGCACCCCGAGCCCCAGCACGCGGCCCGGGGGCCGGACAGGGCCCAGCAGAGGGACGAGCCCAGGUUCAUCCCCUCCCCGCCCAGCCUGGCCCUGCAGGAAGAGCUCAAGGUGUCCACCAAGGCCGUGACGCUCAGCAACCACCUGGGCAGGGCCAGGCUGGAGGAGAGCCACCGCCUGGAGGGCAAACCCAAGGACGGAGCGCCCGAGGACGCCGCGAAGGAGGACAAGAAGGCCAAGGGAGGCUUCUUCCACCACGGGGGCGGCCGCAGCGACGCGGGCGGCAAAGGCCAGGGGGACAGAGGGACCCCCGUCCGCGCCGCGGGGGAUGAGAGCAGUAAGAGCAGCGGCUGGUUUGGGUCCAAGGAGCCCAAAGAGUGCCCUCCUCAGAAACCCAGCCCUCACCCCGUGAAGCCCCUGAGUGCUGUGCAGGAGGGCUCCAGCGAGAGGAGGCAGCAGCCCAGGGCCAGCCUGAGCUCGGCGCUGAGCAAUGGCCUGGAGAGGCUGAAGACGGCGGCCACGAGCAGCGUCCAGCCCCUGGCCCCGGCCGGCCAAAGCCAGGCAGGCAAAACCGACCCCAAGCAGGAGCCCACCCAGCUGGACCAGUCAGCCAAGUAUUACCACCUGACCCACGACGAGCUGAUCCAGCUGCUGCUGCAGAAGGAGGGCGAGCUGAGCAAGAAGGAGGAGCACAUCCACGAGCUGGAGAACUACAUCGACCAGCUGCUGGUGCGCAUCAUGGAGCAGUCCCCCACGCUGCUGCAGAUCCCGCUGGGCGGGGGCCAGGCCCCGUGAGCCUGCCCGGGCCCCGUGAGCCUGCCCAGGCCCUGUGAG
Lonchura striata (white-rumped munia) is the source of this 2103-nucleotide messenger RNA. The record is from RefSeq and is a predicted model, not a curated record. Lineage: Eukaryota; Metazoa; Chordata; Aves; Passeriformes; Estrildidae.